Erigeron canadensis is the source of this 1901-nucleotide messenger RNA. Its product is annotated as bifunctional TH2 protein, mitochondrial-like. Gene Ontology annotation, cellular component: cytosol. NCBI's taxonomy places the organism in Eukaryota, Viridiplantae, Streptophyta, Magnoliopsida, Asterales, Asteraceae. The transcript is spliced from 6 exons. Bases 41 to 1783 code for a protein of 580 amino acids. The record is from RefSeq and is a predicted model, not a curated record.
UUUUGACUCUCAUUCACGUACUUCCUUUCCUCUUCUUGAUAUGCGCCUUUUUUCAAUCAAACCAUUUUCUACCCUUCUAAUCAACAAACCCAAUUUCAAGAAUUUAAAACUCCCAUCAUCAAUGUCAACAAUUUCUCAAAACCCCAUUUUAAAAAAAGAAGAAGAAAUUUCAAAACAAUUAUGGACUAAAUUCAAUAAAUUAUCAAUUAAUUCACUUUAUACUCCUUUUCUUGUUUCUUUGGCUUCUGGGUGUUUAAAGAUUGAUACUUUCCGACAUUAUAUUGCUCAAGAUGUUCACUUUCUCACAUCUUUUUCUCAUGCAUAUGAAUUAGCUGAGGAGUGUGCAGAUGAUGAUGAUGAUGAUGAUUCUAAAGCUUGUAUAGUUGAGUUGAGACAAAGUGUUCUUAAUGAGCUUCAAAUGCAUAAUUCUUUUUGCCAAGAAUGGGGUUUUGACGUGUCCAAAGAAACUAUACCAAACUCUGCAACACUCAAGUACACUGACUUUUUGUUGGCAACAGCUUCUGGAAAGAUGGAAGGAAUUAAUAGUCCUGCAAAUCUCACAACGCCUUUUGAGAAAACAAAAAUUGCAGCAUACACUAUUGGAGCAAUGGUUCCAUGCAUGAGGCUUUAUGCUUUUAUUGGUCAAAAACUCCAGUCGUUGAUCGAUAUUAAUGGCGAUUGUCACCCAUACAGGAAGUGGAUCGAUAAUUAUUCCUGUGAAGCUUUUCAGGCAGCAGCUCUCCAGACUGAGGACUUGCUGGACAAGUUAAGUGUCACUUUGACGGGUGAAGAACUUGAUAUCAUGCAAAAACUUUACCAUCAAGCAAUGAAACUUGAGCUGGAGUUCUUUUUAGCUCAACCUGUUGAUAAGCUGACAGUUGUACCAUUAUCAAAGGAACACGAUUCCAUUACUCUUUUUUCUGAUUUUGAUUUGACAUGCACUGUAGUUGAUUCAUGUGCAAUUUUGGCUGAUACUGCUAUGGCUACAUCACCAAAGUCGGGUCAAAGUCUACCCGAAAGUCAAAGUACUUGGGAAGCAUUAUCUAAGCAGUAUUCAGAAGAAUAUGAAAAUUUAAUGGAAAAUAUGUUGGCAUAUCAGAAAGCGGAGAAAUUCGACUAUGAGGGACUAAGAAAAGCACUUGAACAGCUAUCAGAUUUUGAGAGAAUGGCAAAUACAAGAGUUAUUGAAUCAGAGAUACUCAAGGGUCUGAAUCUUGAAGAUAUUAAAUGUGCGGGGGAGCAUCUCAAAUUCCAAGAUGGUUGCAUUGAUUUCUUUCAGGACAUCACGAAGAAUGAGAAUUCAAAGGUGAAUGUUCAUGUUCUGUCCUUUUGCUGGUGCGGUGAUCUUGUUAGAUUUGCCUUUUCGUCAGGAGGUAUAGACAACUUGCACAUACAUGCAAACGAGUUCGUCUAUGAAGGCUCUCUAUCUACUGGCGAAAUUAUGAAAACAUUGGAGUCCCCUAUUGACAAGCUUCAAGCUUUUAUAGACAUUCUAAAGGAACGUGACGAACAUGACAAAAAGCUAACUAUCUACAUUGGAGACUCAAUUGGUGAUUUGCUUUGCCUUCUCGAAGCAGACAUAGGCAUUGUCAUUGGCUCAAGCUCGAGUCUGAGAAAAGUUGGUACCCAUUUCGGCAUUUCCUUCAUGCCUUUGUACACCAGUAUAGUCAUGAAGCAAAGAGAGUUUGUAGAAGGAAGUGAUUUUAGUUGGAAUAAACUAUCUGGAGUUCUAUAUACAGUUACUAGUUGGGCCGAAAUACAUUCUUUCAUUCUUGGUUGUUGAAAAUCAUGUUAUGUUGAUAAUGUAAGAAACAUCUUUACAUGUAACAAAAGAAAGAUACAAUAUCUCUUGUAUAUUAUCACUGCUUUGUAUGGAUGUUUAUUUUGAUUUUCGUUACACA